UGGGGUAGCUCAGCCAUGGUAGAUAACAGCCAAGAGACUGAAGAUACUUCCACAGAUAUUGACAUUGAUGAUAAAAACCAAUGUUUCUCAACUGUGUCUUGGUCCAAUGGAGUUCAGCAUGGGCCACUUUUGGUUGUGGACUCCAAGGAUCAAAGUAAGACUAAGGUUAAAGCUGAAGACCAGAAGACUCUUCGUAGGCUGGUUCAGAAUCGGGAGGCAGCAAGGAAGAGUCGCUUAAGGAAAAAGGCCUAUGUUCAACAAUUGGAGAACAGUCGACUUAGGCUUGCGCACUUAGAGCAAGAGCUUCAACGAGUACGUCAGCAGAGUGUAUGCAUUGCAACUGGAAUUACGGGAGAUCAUGGUCAUUCAGUUGUUGGAAAUGGUGCGUUAGCAUUUGACAUGGACUAUGCCCGUUGGGUGGAUGAGCAUCAACGUCUGAUCAAUGACCUAAGAUCAGCUAUAAAUUCCCAUAACAGUGACAAUGAACUGCAUCUUAUUGUUGAUAGUGUCAUGGCACAUUAUGAUCAAUUAUUUAGGUUAAAGAGCAUAGGGGCAAAGGCUGAUGUAUUUCACAUACUUUCUGGGAUGUGGAAGACACCUGCAGAAAGAUGCUUCAUGUGGUUUGGUGGAUUCCGUUCAUCCGAACUUCUCAAGAUAAUUAGAAACCACCUUGAGCCGUUGUCAGAUCAGCAGUUGAUGAGCAUUUACAACCUGCAGCAGUCUUGCCAGCAAGCUGAGGAUGCUUUAUCUCAAGGGAUGGAAGCAUUGCAACAAUCUCUUUCAGAGACAAUUUCCACCACCUCCUUAGGGCCCACUGGUUCUGGAAAUGUUGCAGAGUACAUGGGCCAAAUGGCAAUUGCAAUGGCCAAGCUUGCCACACUAGAGACUUUCGUGCAUCAGGCUGACCUAUUGAGGCAACAAACACUGCAACAGUUGCAAAGAAUUUUGACUACGCUCCAAGUUGCUCGUGCUCUCCUUGUCAUAAAUGAUUACAUUUCACGACUUCGAGCACUUAAUUCAUUAUGGUUAGCGUGCCCUAAAGAGUACUGA
Molecule: messenger RNA, 1050 nt
Organism: Gastrolobium bilobum
Lineage: Eukaryota; Viridiplantae; Streptophyta; Magnoliopsida; Fabales; Fabaceae
Product: transcription factor PERIANTHIA-like
Exons: 8
Coding region: 16-1050 (344 amino acids)
Biological process (GO): DNA-templated transcription; regulation of DNA-templated transcription
Molecular function (GO): DNA-binding transcription factor activity; sequence-specific DNA binding
Source: RefSeq, a predicted model, not a curated record